This is a messenger RNA of Dendroctonus ponderosae (mountain pine beetle), 2531 nucleotides long. Its product is annotated as glucose dehydrogenase [FAD, quinone]. NCBI's taxonomy places the organism in Eukaryota, Metazoa, Arthropoda, Insecta, Coleoptera, Curculionidae. The record is from RefSeq and is a predicted model, not a curated record. The transcript has 2 exons. The coding region runs from base 200 to 2149 and encodes 649 amino acids. Gene Ontology annotation, molecular function: flavin adenine dinucleotide binding; oxidoreductase activity, acting on CH-OH group of donors.
CAAGUGUAGCAAAACCGUAACGAAGAAAUUAGCAACACAUUUAUAACACUUUCACUUUUGAUUUUGAGUACGUGUGCUCGUACCCAAGCCUUGAUUGUUUUACUGGAAGGGUUAGAAUUCGUGAGAAAACCCGGAUAAUACUUAAUCUUAUGUCUUAUUUAAAUCGCUGUUUAGUUUAGCGUACGCAAGUGUUGGCACCAUGGUUUGGCUACCUCCGGAUCUUUCGCAGUCUUGUACCUAUCAAUCGACCAUAACCACUUGCCAACCAUCUACCAUCGUAUUUUUGCAAUUAAUUGCUCAAAUUUUCGGCUAUUCGAAGGAUGAGAAACUUUCCAAGCAAUUUGGUGGCGGGUUUCAGCUCUUUAGUGAAGGAUUUAACUUCUCCCCUGGACACGAAGAAGAUGGGGCUCCGGCCGAAGAGUACGAUUUUGUGGUGGUAGGAGCUGGAAGUGCUGGAUGUGUAGUGGCAAAUCGACUCUCAGAAAUACCCGAAUGGAAGGUGCUGCUUCUUGAGGCCGGAGGAGAAGAGCCAGAAGUAGCAGACGUUCCAUCGUUCCCGCCUGUGGUGGUCCGAUCAAGCCUGGACUGGGGAUACCAAACACAGCCAUCCCCCCACAGCUGCUUAGCGCGAAGAAACAGAAGAUGCGCUUGGUACAGAGGCAGAGUGAUGGGCGGAAGCUCCACCAUCAACUACCUGAUCUACAUCAGAGGCCAUCCGCGUGACUACGACGAAUGGGAGGAACUAGGCAACCAUGGUUGGUCCUACAGCGACGUCUUGCCCUACUUCAUCAAGUCGGAGAGAAACGAAAAUCCAGAGAAAAUCGAGCCUCAGUACCAUGGAUUCGACGGCUAUCUCCCAGUGGGAUAUUUUCCCUAUCAGGAUCAGAACACGCUUGCCCUUGUGGAAGCCUACCAGGAGCUGGGCCUGCCCUACCUGGAUCAGAACGCUGAGCAGCUGAUCGGUACCAUGCUAAUGCAGCAUACCACUGAGGAUGGCCGCAGGGCGAGCAGCAACGUUGCGUUCAUUCGUCCGAUCAGGAACAAGCGCGAGAAUCUGACCGUGCAGACCAAAGCGCACGUUUACCGAGUUUUGAUUGAUCCAACGACCAAAAAGGCGUAUGGCGUGGAAUACCGGAAAAACAAUAAACUGCACACCGUGCUCGCAAGGAAGGAAGUAAUUCUAUCCGCAGGAUCAAUUAACUCCCCAGCAAUCCUGAUGCUGAGUGGAGUGGGACCAGCCGAUCACUUGAAGCAACACGGGAUCGAGCUGCUGAAAGAUUUGGCUGUGGGCCACAAUCUGCAAGACCACACAACUAUAGAUGGCGUGGUGUUUGCACUCAGCAACCAAACAGCCACUACAGUAACUGACCAGCAACUACAGCAGGACGUGUUUUACUACAGAGACACGCAUAGAGGCCCACUGUCCUCCACUGGGCCUCUACAGGCCAAUGCAUUCGUCCAAACGAAGUAUGAACGCGAACCUGGCCGGCCGGAUAUUCAGUUCUCCAUCGAUUCCACCAAUGUGGAGAACUUCUACACUGAUCCGAUUCUCACCGCUGAAACCGCCGUCCUUCCAUUGUCCUACUAUGACGGUUUGAUGGUGAGGCCCAUUUUGCUCAACCCCCAAAGUCGCGGAGUGAUCAGACUCAACGACUCUGAUCCAAUUAAUGGACUGCCCGUGAUCCAUGCGAAUACAUUUUUUGAAGAAAUCGACCUGCGGAGGAUAGUGGAAGGAGUGAAGCAGUCACUCAACCUGCUAAGGACCAAAGCGCUACAGCAUUUAGGGGCUGCUUUGGUCACCACUCCUCUGCCAGCGUGCUCGCAUGUGGCGUUCGGCACUGAUGAAUACUGGGCUUGUAUUGCUCAAGCGUACACAACAACCAUUUUCCACCCGGUUGGAACCUGCAAAAUGGGCCCUAGCAAGGACCCAAAGGCUGUGGUGUCUCCGGAACUGAAGGUUUACGGUAUCGAAAAUCUUCGGGUGAUCGAUGCCUCAAUCAUGCCGAAAAUAGUGAGAGGAAACACCAACGCCGCAGUGAUUAUGAUCGGAGAAAAGGGCAGCGACUUGGUUAAAGAACGUUGGCUGAAGCAAGAUCAACAUGAUCCGGCCUACUAUGGCUUUGAUUUCGACAGUUUUUCGGAUAAAUAGGUCUACUGGACUCGAUUGCGGUGUAAAUUUCUUUGGUGCAAGUGAGGACAUGUGCCAGGUGGUUCUUGAACAAUCAACGGUGCGAAGCGUGGAAGGUUGGGACGCAGGAGAACCUUCAGCCUCUGGGCUUUGGAUCAUGAGAGGUGGCAAAGUUCCACUUGAAUUCAUCAUGUUUUGUAACAACUAGUUUAAAGUUUCCAAUAUUUAUUUGUUAAAAAUUGUUGUUUGGGACAGUCAUCUGAUACAUCCAGAAUAUGUUUACAAUUCAAUGCCUAACUGUUCUUUUUAAUUUUUUACAUUUUUAUAUAUUUUUUUGUUAAAUAUGCCAUGCUAGAUGCAAAUCAUUUUCUACUUUGUCAGCUUUUUUAUGUUUAAACCUUUU